AUGAGGAUGGUACGCACGCCGAAACCUGACCACUACGAUGGGAAUAUGCUGGUGGCGCCUCACUUUGAAUGCACGCCCGAGCUGACGGCCGUCGGGAGGAUGUACACGAAAUACGGCGUGGGACAACAGAAAGAACACUGGGUCCCUCUGGCGCAAAGUGUCAGACAGCAGGUCAACGCGAUAUACUCCGACUACAAUCUUACGGAUUGCAGCUACCACGGGCUUUACAUUGCUGGGUCGGAAAGAGACGUGCAGUACCUCGAUCGAGACCGGAUGAUGAUCUUGGUCAUCGAGCUGGACGGGCGCGAGCUCCGUCGCUGGGACGAAAUUGAUGCGGAUAUGAGGAGUAUUCUGGAUCGGCAUGAGCUCAGCGGACACGCUGGCGUGUGCGUCCGAUAUUACAAGCGCUGGAAUCCACCGCCUCGCCAAGCACCGCCUCGCCAACGAGGUGAUGCCAUACCGAUCAAUAAUAAUGCUCAACCAACGACGCCUCCUGGGCUGACGAGGAUUCCCGCCGACGGUAUGUAUACCGGUUUCAGACUGCCUCUAGAUCCCGGUCCCGCCUCGCUGCAAGAGGACUCUGGUGCAUUCCUGAGGAGCCAACCUCCGAACAAUGCUCAAAGCUAUAGCCUCGGCAUCAAUUCUGCGAAUGCAUCCCAGAUGCCCCGUCCUGCGAUAGACCCGCCGCAGUUCACGCCCGCUCCGCGAUACUCAAGACCUAAUCGAUCCGCUUUGACCGCAGGAAUGCUCGGCUGGCCGCAGAGUGCCUCUAGCAGACUUGUCUCGAGCGCACAACACAUUGAGAAUGUACUGGAUAGGCCCGGUGACGCUGAUGAGGGUAAUACAGAGGAGAGGAGCAGUGAGAUUGCGCAGCCGUUGCCUGCGAUCGAUACUGAAGGAUGGGGACCGCUUAUGUAG
Lecanosticta acicola is the source of this 918-nucleotide messenger RNA. The record is from the annotation of a GenBank genome assembly. NCBI's taxonomy places the organism in Eukaryota, Fungi, Ascomycota, Dothideomycetes, Mycosphaerellales, Mycosphaerellaceae.